Molecule: messenger RNA, 735 nt
Organism: Sodiomyces alkalinus F11
Lineage: Eukaryota; Fungi; Ascomycota; Sordariomycetes; Glomerellales; Plectosphaerellaceae
Exons: 8
Coding region: 1-735 (244 amino acids)
Source: RefSeq, a predicted model, not a curated record
AUGCCGCAUAUUCCAUUCCCAUUUCCAUCCCAUCAAGACACCCAUCAGAGUCUUUUCAUCUUUCAUGACAUUGACCCUCCGCCCUCCACCUUGUUCCAAUUCAGCCACCCGGACAGACUCCAACAAGCCAUCUCCUCAAAAAAGCCUAGGGUCAGGCCUACAUGGAAGAGACGGGGGAGGGGCGAGGAACAGGAGGAACACGGGGAAACCCAAACAUCAGCGAAAAAUCAGGCGGAAAAAGAACAACAAACAACUUUCAUAUUCAUCAGGGCCACCACCUGUGUCACCGCUCUGCUCUGUCUGCACUGCACUGUCCUGCUCUCUCCCCAACCAGGGCCCCACCACAUCGCCAACCCGCAGCCCGACCGACCUUGGGGGGGAAAAAAGAGACAAAAAAAGAAAACAAAAAAUAAACAGAACCCAUUCCGCCGAUCUCGCCCCCCCGAGCCCAUUAUCCAUGCUGUGGAGCGGGCAUCGUCGAGCGGGCCGGCGCGCCAAGAACAGAGGGGAGAGUUGUGUGUUUUCGUUGGCGCCGGCAACCUAGGGGCGGGAGAGCCGAUAGCCGUGAGCCUGCUGGGGAAAAUCUCCGGUACCGACGGUUACCCAACUGAAAAGACGACUGACUUUGUUUCCGUUCCGUCCAAUUGUUCACAACAACGCCUCAAGCAAUGCGACGCGGCCGCCAUGAUCGUCGCCGCUUCGGCUUGGUACGCACGCCGAAGCUCGUCAAUGUAG